GUCACACGACGACUGUAAUAUGCGUGUGUGUGAAUGACGUCGCGCGACGUGUAACUUGUUGGGGUUGGUUACGAGGGGUGACUACCGGCCGUGUCCGUGAGCGCCGAACCUCCCCCGCCGCUGCCGCCGCUGCCGGCGGAUUGAGACUCCGUGAGCGAGGAGGAGGGUUGGCGGUGGUGGCGGCGGCGGCGAUAGCAAGAGGCCAUGGCUGGGGCCCGGGACGAGUCCGUGCUGUGCCUCUUCGACGUGGACGGCACCCUGACGCCGGCGCGCCAGAAAAUUUCUCCGGACAUGCAGGAUUUGCUGCAGAGGCUGAGGAGACAAGUUCGAAUCGGGGUUGUGGGUGGCUCCGACUUUUGCAAGAUCAUCGAGCAGCUGGGAGGUAGUGAGGAUUAUGUGGUGAACCAGUUUGACUACGUGUUUGCGGAGAAUGGUCUGGUGGCAUACAAGGAUGGUCGCCUCUUUGCCCAACAGAGCAUCCAGAAUCACCUGGGUGAGGAGAUCCUCCAGGAAUUCAUCAACUACUGCCUCGCCUACAUGAGCCAUAUCCGCCUGCCUCGCAAGAGGGGAACGUUCAUCGAGUUCCGGAAUGGGAUGCUCAACGUGUGUCCUGUGGGGAGAAGCUGCACCCAGGAGGAGCGACUCGAAUUCUACGAGCUUGACAAGAAAGAAAAUAUUCGACAAAAGUUCGUUGAAGACUUGCGGGAAAAGUUUGCCGGGAAGGGUCUGGUGUUCUCGAUAGGAGGACAGAUCAGCUUUGACGUGUUCCCUGAGGGAUGGGACAAGCGCUUCUGCCUCGGCCUCCUGGCUCCAGACCGCCUCCGCACCGUGCACUUCUUCGGAGACAAAACCUUGGCGGGUGGAAACGACCACGAGAUCUUUCACGAUGAGCGGACGAUCGGACACACGGUGACGUCUCCAGACGACACACGCAGGCAGCUGGAGGAGCUCUUUUCUCUCAGCUGAAUAUGGCCUAACCCCGGAGAUGAACCAGGGAUAACCCAGGUACUAGCCCAGGGAUAAGCCAGAGAGAACCGAAGGACAACGUAGGGAUAACCCAAGAGUAACCCAGGGAAUAUCCAGGGACAAUUGGAAUGAACCCAAGGACGAUUGGGGAACACUUUGGGACAGCCAAGAUAUGAAGAGUGUGAAAUAUAAUUAUAUAAUUCCAUUACAUUUGUAGUUGGUAUUUACAUUACACAGACAGUUGAUUGAUCAUUUGCAUCUCAUGACAUUUCCCCAGGCAGUUAUUAGUAUUUUGAAUAAAUGUCUGUCCAUCUCUGUGGGGACCAGCGGUCACUCGGUCGAUGAUCUGGGGCUGGUGGGGAUGAUUGGGGUGAAGCUGGUGAUUAUUGGUUGCAUAUAGAAAAUAAGUGAACAUCGCCCCCCCCCACCAAGUUUCAAUAUAAAAGUUAUGGAAACGGCCGCUGCAGGGGCUUCAUACACCUGGCCACUCCUGGUGGUGAUGCCGGUCACGCUUAUAGCGGUUCUAGUAGUGGUGGUGGUGAGAGAUGUAACAAUGUAGUGACGUUGGUGGUGGUAAAAUUAUUUACGUAUAGGUGAUCAAGGGGAAGACCUAAGAGCAGAUGGUGUGAGUCUAAACUAAACGACUGAACUUAUUGUUUAUUUUACCAGGUAAGGGCCCACUGAGCUAUGUAGCUCUCUUUCAGAAGCGACCUGGCUAUCACAAAUGAUAGCUCAAAAGAAAGUGGCCUAUCAUGUGGACAUUUAUAGCAGCCAAAUACUCUUUAAACGUACGUUUAUAAAUGCGGAGGAUAAAAAUCGGAGGACCCGGAGAAAAAUCCACGCGACCACGGGAAGAACAUGGGCGUCUGGGUCGGGAUCGAGAUCACGAGCUUCAGUAUGCCAGGCGAAGUAGUUAACAUCUCACCACCGUGCCACCCAUCUGCUGAGACUACUGCUGUCAGAGCAGAUCUUGGAGGUUUGCCGCGUGCCUCCUGUGCAGCAGCUGUUGGGAUCUGGCGGAGGGUAGGAUGUGUUGGGGAGGAGCUGAUGGUGGUGGUAGCUUCAACGGCUUUGGCCUCGAUGACGUCUUGAUCUUUUUAAAGAACUAAUGAAGUAUUCAGGCUAUACCUGAAGAGUGGCAGUGCAUGAAAUUCAAGUGGCGACGGGUUCCAGAUCAGGGGAGCAGCAGCCAAGAAGGAGCGACUGCCCCCUCCCGUCAUAGUUUGCAGAUUUCCCCGUGGACUCACCAGGGGAUCGCUAUUUGCGGAGUGGAGGGCACGUGCAGGGCUUGGGAGAGUGAUGUGGGGGGUUGAGGUACCCCGGUGCUCAGGGACCAACCCAUGAAGAAUCUUGAAGACCAUCACUCACAGCAAUCUUGCACUCAAUCCAAAUAUUUUUUGUUUACAUUGUGGUUGUCGAGCACAGGACCGAAGGCCUGAAACGCCGAAUGGCCAGCAACAAAACAGCGCUGUUGAAAUGUGUAAUGGCUAUAAGAGUUGACACGUGUCCUGAAUUGAGUAAAGGUUAAUAUGAGAACAUUUGGUGGGGAAAGAGAUGAUGGGAG
This is a messenger RNA of Petromyzon marinus (sea lamprey), 2530 nucleotides long. RefSeq names its product phosphomannomutase 2-like. Gene Ontology annotation, cellular component: cytosol. The record is from RefSeq and is a predicted model, not a curated record. Lineage: Eukaryota; Metazoa; Chordata; Hyperoartia; Petromyzontiformes; Petromyzontidae. Gene Ontology annotation, molecular function: phosphomannomutase activity. Gene Ontology annotation, biological process: GDP-mannose biosynthetic process; mannose metabolic process; protein N-linked glycosylation.